GCGGGAGCGGCGGUGAUGGACGGGUCCGGGGAGCAACCCAGAGGCGGGGGGCCCACCAGCUCUGAGCAGAUCAUGAAGACAGGGGCCCUUUUGCUUCAGGGUUUCAUCCAGGAUCGAGCAGGGCGAAUGGGGGGAGAGACACCCGAGCUGGGCCUGGAGCAGGCGCCCCAGGAUGCAUCCACCAAGAAGCUGAGCGAGUGUCUCAAGCGCAUUGGAGAUGAACUGGACAGUAACAUGGAGCUGCAGAGGAUGAUCGCGGCCGUGGACACAGAUUCCCCCCGAGAGGUCUUUUUCCGAGUGGCGGCCGAAAUGUUUUCUGACGGCAACUUCAACUGGGGCCGGGUUGUCGCCCUUUUCUACUUUGCCAGCAAACUGGUGCUCAAGGCCCUGUGCACCAAGGUGCCCCAGCUGAUCAGGACCAUCAUGGGCUGGACACUGGACUUCCUUCGAGAGCGGCUGCUGGGCUGGAUCCAGGACCAGGGUGGUUGGGCCCCGCCUCCUGCCACCGCAGAUUGGCCGAUUGCUCUCCCUGACCGUCCCACUUCCGAGGGCCCGCGCGCUAUAAAAGAAGCCGCCUUGGCCACAGCCGCUUGCAUUGCGCUCGGCGGUUCCCUGGAUCUGUGUUUUGCUCCAACAGUGUUUGGACGGAACAGACCCAGGGUCGCCCUUUCCCCAGCCUCUGACCACCCUCCAAUCUUCGGCGUCAACCACUCAGCUAUCCUCGGUCACCGGGACCAGCCAACACCAUUCUUGAGCCGAACUCCUUAUUACCGAUCAACCAUGAGCUCCCAGAUUCGUCAGAAUUAUUCCACCGAGGUGGAGGCCGCCGUCAACCGCCUGGUCAACAUGCAUCUGCGGGCCUACUACACCUACCUCUCUCUGGGCUUCUAUUUUGACCGCGACGAUGUGGCUCUGAAGGGCGUGGGCCACUUUUUCCACGAAUUGACCGAAGAGAAGCACGAGAGCGCCAGGCGUCUCUUGAAAAUGCAAAACCAACGCGGCGGCCGCGCCCUCUUCCAGGACGUGCAGAAGCCAUCUCAAGAUGAGUGGGGUAAAACUCAGGACGCUAUGGAAGCCGCCAUUAACAUGGAGAAGAACCUGAACCAGGCCCUUCUGGAUCUGCAUGCCCUGGCUUGUGCCCGCGCAGACCCCCACCUCUGCGACUUCCUGGAGAGCCACUUCCUAGAUGAGGAGGUGAAACUCAUCAAGAAGAUGGGUGACCACCUGACCAACCUCCGCAGGCUGGCUGGUCCCCAGGCUGGGCUGGGCGAGUAUCUCUUCGAAAGGCUCACCCUCAAGCACGACUAGGAGCCUCCGGAGCCCAGUGGCCUUUGAGGAGCCCCUCUGGUGUCAGGGCUUCUGCCUGAAGCCCCUCUCUGCAGCCAGUAGGCAGCUUGUUAACCACACUGGAGCCCUCUCCCCAGCCAUGGACCAAAUGGAAACAAUAAAGCUUUUUGCAGCA
Messenger RNA from Kogia breviceps (pygmy sperm whale), 1462 nucleotides. Lineage: Eukaryota; Metazoa; Chordata; Mammalia; Artiodactyla; Physeteridae. The record is from RefSeq and is a predicted model, not a curated record.